Messenger RNA from Hansenula anomala, 1410 nucleotides. RefSeq lists its product as uncharacterized. The record is from RefSeq and is a predicted model, not a curated record. Gene Ontology annotation, biological process: peroxisome inheritance. The coding region runs from base 1 to 1410 and encodes 469 amino acids. The transcript has a single exon. Lineage: Eukaryota; Fungi; Ascomycota; Saccharomycetes; Phaffomycetales; Wickerhamomycetaceae. Gene Ontology annotation, cellular component: extrinsic component of intraperoxisomal membrane.
AUGCUUACAUCUUCAAGUCCUAUGCAGGCUUUAUCACCAACAACUUCACUAACAGGUAAAAGUAUGACCUCUGAUGAAAUAGUGGAUAUCACAAACAGCAGGAAACUUCUGCGACCAACAAAUGAAUUCGGAUCAUUAGUGCUGACCCCAAGGAAAAGAGCUUUGGCAAGAAAGAAUAACAACAACAAUAACAAUAAUGAUCCUAUAACUUCAACUCCAGCUUCUUCAAAUGGGAUGGUAUCACCUCCACUAUCAUCUCAGAAAUCAAUUGAAACUCUCAACUCUCCACAAAAGGCAUUAGAAGACCCUAUAAAGAUUAACUCAGUUCAUGAAGAAGAAACAUUUGAUCCAGAAGAACGUAUAACUUUAUUCCAUUUCUUCAAGGCAAAUAUUUACUCAUUUGAAGAAAUGGAUAAUAUGGAAGAGAAACAAGGAAGAUUAUUAGGUCAUGGUAAAUUUGAAGUUUAUCAAAUGCAUAUGAAAAAAGUUAGUUAUUUCCAAUGUGGUUCAGUUGUUUAUCCAAUAUUACCAAGAUUGAAAAUAUUGAAAAUUUCGCACAACCAAUUUAUACUACCAUUAUCCAAUCCUGAAAGGUAUUGGAGAAUAGUGAUAGAAACAAAUGAUUCUUUGAUUAUCAAAGAAUUGGAGGAAGUUUACAAAAAAAUAUGUCAUUUUAGAAAUCUUUAUAUUCAAUCAACUUCUGAAUUACCAAUAACAAAGACAUUACCUCCACCGAUUACCACAUUACCAACUUCAAAAUCACAAGCUUCCCUUUCAUCAAUAACAACAGCAGUAGCAUGUUUUGCAUUAGAAUCUGAUUCAAGUACUUUUGUUGAACAAAUAUCUACAGAAUCAACACCUUUACCAACCCAAGAUGAAGAGGAAACUGAUGAAGUAGAAUCAGUUGUAUCCUCACUAGAUUCUGCCCUGGAAGAUCUAACAGAGGAUCCAAAACAUUUCAUCCAACAAGAACAAUUAGAAACAUCACGAUACUUCACACCAAGUUCAUCAGUACAACAUACAACAUUAAUUGAUGAAUCAAGGGAUACAAUUUUAUUAUCACCAACCUUCCAACAUGAAUCAUCACGAAUCUUACCAAAAUCAAGAUCUUCACGCUCUGCUUCGUUAUACAUUGCAGAAUCAAGUUGGAUGGAUCCUACAGAUGAUUUGAUAACUUCAUCACCAGGAACUGAUCGUUAUAUCAAAUUGAAUUUGAAUCCAAACCCAAGGUUUUUAAAUAAGAAGAAGGAGAAAAACCUACAAAAAAGAAUAGUUACAGAUUCUGUAUUAACAAACAAGAGUCAUAGGUAUUCUUCUUAUGAUGUUUAUAAUAUGUUGUGUGAUGAAGACCUUGAUCAUCAGGAAAAAGAUGCUGGGUUUACUGGGUUUUUAAAAUCGUUUUGGGCAUGA